Molecule: messenger RNA, 1560 nt
Organism: Rotaria socialis
Lineage: Eukaryota; Metazoa; Rotifera; Eurotatoria; Philodinida; Philodinidae
Source: the annotation of a GenBank genome assembly
AUGAUCAACUAUUUGCUAUUUAUUCUAUUAGUAAUAGUAUACCUAUAUGCAGAAGUUCAUGCAGGCAGUGGUGCUGUCUGUUUUUUAACUACUCGGCCAGCGUUAGAGACACUUGAUUUUGCUCAAGAACUUGCUCAAGAUGCAACAGAAUAUGGUGUUGAUGUAUUCAUUAUGAUUGAUGAUAAUAAUUUCAAUAUAUCAAACAUAAAAACUUCAACCAAUCUUCGAUUAUUACAAAUUUCGAAUCAGCAAUGUAUUUAUUAUGGUUAUCAAAAUGCUAUUAGCUUAAAAUCUGGAUGGCGCGAAGUAACAUCAUGGGACAAAGCUCUUCUCUAUUUUUCUCUACUGAAUAGCAACUACACAUUUGUUUGGUUAGUUGAACAUGAUGUUUUUAUUCCAAGUACAAAAGCAUUUCUUACGUUACAUCAACUUUAUUCGAAUACUAGCGAUCUCAUUGUGGCACGUAAUGAAAUUAAUUUGCUAGGUGAUGCCUCAACGUGGUUAUGGUCAAAAGCCAUUGGAAAACUUGUUCCACCUUGGUAUUGCUCAAUGGUUAAUGUAGUAGGAUUAAGUAGAUCCAUGUUGAUAGCUAUCGAUGAUCAUGUUCACUGGUUAGGUGUAGUACCAUUUCAUGAAUUUUUCUUCAAUACAUUAGCUAUGCAUUUAAACAUGACCAUAGUUACGCCAAUUGAACUGAAUACUAUUAAUUUUCAAGUAGAUUAUUCUUUCGAACAAGUAUUGAAACAAUCUAAUAACUUAUGGCAUCCAUUGAAAAGUCUGACCGAGCAAAAAUCGUGGCGUCAAACUUUGCUGAAUCAAAGUUUAGAAAAAAAUACUACAAAUGAGUUUAUUGAUUUUGAAACUUUAUUUCAUCAUAAUCAAACUAUGAUAAAUAUCGAAAACUAUUUAACAAAUCUACUUACGAAAUUCGAAAUAAGUAAAAGUCAAUUUUCAUCAGCUAGUCGCAUUUCGUUACGUCAACGUUUCUGUGAUAUCGCUAAAGAAUAUCAACAACGAAAUGUUUCCAAAAACGUGACAUCAAUAAUAAUGAAACUUGCUGAUCAUGCUUAUAAAUUGCCGGAACUACGAAUGGACAAUUUCGUGACAAGUAAAAGUAAAAAUCAUUUGAGAUUGGAACAAGCAUUGAAAGAAAAUAGAAAAACUAUUUUUCGAUCACUGUCGAAUUCUUUUACUAUGGCUGAACUCAGAAAUGAAACAAAUAAUUUAAUGACUGAACUAAGAUCGGAAAUACAACGAGAAUUCAAACAACAACAGGAGCGUCAAAACCACACUGCAUCGCCUUCAUCAUCAUCAUCAUCAUUUUCUUCUUCUGCCUGGUCUUUUAUUAUCACUUCUAGUGGUGCAUUGAGUUCUACUCGUAUAAUUUCUUCAACUGAACUGACAAAAUUGAAAAUAAAUAGAACUUUUUAUAUGCUAAAGAAAAAAAAUACUAAUCAAAUAUUUGAUCCUAUAGAUGAUAACUCGAAAAUAUUCUUUGUCAUAUUGUUCAGUUUUUGCAUAUUAUUUGUAUUAUUCAAAUGGGAAAAAAUACAAACUUAG